Molecule: messenger RNA, 5529 nt
Organism: Argiope bruennichi
Lineage: Eukaryota; Metazoa; Arthropoda; Arachnida; Araneae; Araneidae
Product: genetic suppressor element 1-like
Exons: 17
Coding region: 150-3620 (1156 amino acids)
Source: RefSeq, a predicted model, not a curated record
UGUAUCCGUGCAGGUUGUAGCACGAACUAUCCCUGUUUUACUCAUGUGCUAUCCGGAACGCGAUCCUGCUGGAUCGAUAAAGCCGUGAACGCUCGUGUCUUGUGCCAGUGUCUUUCUUCAGUCAUUUCCACAGAGAGAGAUUAUCUACUAUGUCUUUGAACGAUUAUUUCGCGGCCAACGGAGCGGUGUACCUGAGGCCCGUCGGCAUGCCAGACUGCUUCCCCCUGCCAGGCUUGCCCCAUGGAUGCAAACCACCUCCCCUGUCCAUGCAGCACCCUUGCAAUCCACCUCAGAAGCCCCGGACCAUGGCUGCCGUGUCGCCCCUGCAUCAGGUUGUGCCACCCCAGCCGAACAUCCCAUCUUACGAAGGUGGCAACCUUGCUUUCAACACAGCAAACAGAACCUCCAGUUUCGCUGCUGCGCUCAGGAAGUUGGCCAAACAAGCUGUGGAUCCUGUUUCCGGAGAAAAAGACCUGACCCAGAUCUCCCCAGUCUCCUCCCCGGUGCUGAGCCAAGGAUCUCUGACGCCCAAGAGAAGCGUCUCGAACGCCCAGCCGCCCCCUCAAGCUAUGUUCCUCACCAAUCACCAAGUAUCGUACGCCGCUUCAUCGCCCCCGGUCAUGACAAUCGCCCCCAGUAGACCCGUCGCCACACAUACUUCCGAGAGCAGGAAGGUUAUGGAUUUAAGCAAUGUACAGCAGGGGAAUAACUCAAGCACAUUAAGUAAUGGUCAUUUACAGGACUCCCUUGGGGUGAAGAUGGACUCUUCCAAAGGUCCUAGGCCUGCACAUUCAGAAAAGUGGGAUGAGUCGAAUAUGCCAAAUAAAGGAUUAUCUGGCUCAACGUCUUCUUCACAAUCAAGGCCUCAUGCAACCAUUGCACCUCUACCUAGGCCAGACGAUUCCUUAACGUCGUCAAGGGGAUUUCAACCGUAUCGGGGAACAGAGGAAUCUCGGAACACCCUCCCUCACCAUUUGUCCCUCUUUGAGCAUCCCCAUCCAGCCGCUUCCUAUCCGUACACCCCUGCAUUCUUGCCUCCCCCACAUCUCUCUCAUCCAGCAUAUAGAUUCGAUGAUCCUCUGUAUUUGGAGCGGUACAGCCUUCUUCGACCACCUGUGAUGCCAUACCCUCAGCCCAGCAUGAUGGGCCCUCCAGCCGCCUUCUAUCCUAACAGCCGGUAUGCGGCUGACCUUCUUGCUCAGUCUCUGUCAAUCGGUUCUACAAACAACAAUAUAAUCAAUCAUGAAAGACUAAAACAAGAAGAGGAGAGAAGAAUGCGCGAAAAAGAAAUCGAACUCGACCAGUCUCGAACGAAAGAGCAGGAGAGACAACGCGAGAAAGAGCACAAAGAAAAGGAAUCGAGGGAAAGAGAGCACAAGGAGCGAGAGCAGAGAGAGAAAGAGAAAAAAGAGCGCGAAAAAUCUCACAGGGAGAGAGAAGAACACAAGAAAUCACAUAAUUCAAAUUAUUCCAGCUCCAGUAGCAAAAGAACGGAAUCUCCGAGUGUGAGAAAUGCGCCUGUGAUUCAGUGCCCGCCAACAACGAUUGGUAAUCAUGCCACAGCACCUACAACUGUAAAUAAUCCUAUCCCUUUAAACUUGGUGGUCCAACCUAGUCCAGAACCUAUGAAGAAAGAAGCUGAACUCUGGACGCCAUGGCAGCAGCCAGUUGCUAAUUAUCCGAAAGAAAAUGGCAGCCAAGAGUUCGGAAAACCUCCAUCUUUUAGACCACAGGAAAUACAUCGACCUCAUGCAACCAAAGACGGCCACGUGAAUGACAAAGCAAAUAUGCGUUUUAGUCCAUCGAAUACGAACGAGAAAAAGCAGUCAAACAUUCCAGCCAUCGAAUCUUCUGGUGCUGACACAAAGAAGCAUUCCACAACGGACACAAAAAGAUUCGAUUCGAUUCACCACCAUAUAACCGAACUGUCAAAUAAAGAUCACGGACCUCAUGAAUGGCGACACGAGAAGUUGCAAAAGGCCUGCACAAACAAUCACAGAAAAAGCCACGAAUCAAAGAAGUCCAAAGAGGACCGCAACAAUGUCUUUCAAAACCAUCAGCGCAAAGCUGUGAAUGGUGCCAUAUUGAAAUCUAGUCCUUACCAGAAUGAAGGAAUGCAUGCCAGGUUGCUGGAAUCCGAAAAAUGCAGGCUAGAAAUGAAUGGGCACGCUUUACCAAAGACUCAUACUGCCAAUAAUAUCAAUGAUAGGUUGGUAGUUCCUAGUUUCAAGUCUAGUCAUCAGUCAACAACAACGGGAAAGGAAAUCGUUCCUCAGAAACUUUUUAAUGAGUUCUACAAUGCUCCCUUGCUCAAGAGCAAUAUAGAUUUCACGCCAGUUGUCAGUAAACUUGAUUUAGACGCCAAAAAUCUAAAGAAAGGUGAUUUUAAAUCUUAUGAAGAUGAUGCCAAAGAAGAGCUCCGUUUGAAAAAUUUUCUUAUAAUUACGAAAAUACCUCAACAGAAGUUUGACUCAAGUCCACAGAAAUUGAAAUUCCUACAGUUGUUAGGUUUGACUACUCACUUUAAAAGGAAAAAAAUCGAAUUUGAUAUGUACCUCAAGCGACGAAAAAUAUUAAGAGAAGAUUCUGCCAUUCCUCCUUUGAAUCUCGAAACGGAGCAGGAGGACACGUGCGUUCAGCCUUCUGUGGUAGAAAACAAUGCUUACUCGGAUCGUUUAGCAGAACAACUGAGGGCGGAAACUAACCCUAUUAAGUUGGAAUUCCUUUUCAAAAUUGGCCUCACGCCAAUUACGCUGGUGAAGAAGGAAGAAAAAGAGCGCAUUCAGCGGAUUGUUGAAGAAGAGAAAAUUCGACGUCACUAUCGAAUGCUGGCAAAUGUCAAUCGGAAAUCCUCUCCCAGGCGGUUGUUUGUGCCAAAGAGUGAGACAGCUCAAAAACUGGACCACUUAAGAAAAUUAAAAGAAAUGAAUUCCGUCAGCAACGGACUUACCUCCAAACAGUUAAAUGGAGAAGCUGAUGAUAUGAUGGAUGUAAAAUACUCUCCUUCGAAUUUAUUAAUCACACCGAAAGCUGAACAAGUGCCUUACCAUUAUUCAUCAGAAUCAAACGAAUCCUUGAACUCAUCUUCAGUUUCUACACCGUCGGAACGAAAUGAUUCUUCAUACUCAUCACCUCACAAUAAGUCUUUCAAUAAAUUCUCCUUUAAAAGGGGGCAUAGUCUCAAAAAUGAAUUUAGAUUUGCAACUCCAGAGCCUAGUCACAGAAACAAUCAAGUUACGAGAACGAAUGAUCUCCCAGCACUCCCAGCAGUUGUAACUGCUGGCAACUGUUCCGUGGGUAUUCAGGUAGAACCUAAUCUCUUCACCAACCCCGUGGACAAGACCCUAGCUGAUUUAAAGAAUUCUUUUAACUGGCCCGGUUUAGAAGCAAUCAUGGAAGCCUUCUAUAGGCAUCAAAACGAACAAUCAAGUGAAAAAGUAGUUUUAUUAGAGAGAUGCCAUCAACUGCGUCAAACGCAAGAAGAACUUAAAAUGGAAGCUGAUGGUCUCAGUAGACAGAUGUCGGAUCUCCUUCGAUGUAAGCGCGAACUCGACGAAGAGAGGCAGAAAUACCAGCACGCCAUCGACCAUCUCAAACAGUGCCUUCAGCCCGGAAGGUAACGAUAGAUGUCGUAAAACUGCAAUCACAAGGACAGUUACUGUAUAUUUUGCAUUUUUAAAGCAUCCAGCAAUUUCUCUCUACGAACUCUGAAUUCCUUUUUAAAGUUUUUCAGGGAUAUUGUAUAAAGAUUAUGGCGGUCACACCGUGAUGAGGAAGGCAAUGAAUGUUUUUCAUUUUUAUGCUAGUCUAAUUAUUUUUUAUCAUUCUCUGGUUUCAAGGGAGCUGGGGGAAGUUGGAAUUGUAUGAUUCUAGUCAAUAUACCGCAAAAAAGUUUUAUUUUACAUUUAUUGUUAAGGAUAUUCUUGCAAAUAAGUGGACUUUUAAUGAAUUAUACUAAAAAAAUUGUCCAAGAUAUAUUUCAAAAGCUUUGAUAAUGUAAAUAAUCUUGAAUAGAUUUAUUUCCUUGCUAGUCAGUAUUAUUUAAAAAAUAUUUUUAUAUAUUAUAUUGUUCUUUGUAUUUCUGUAAUGUUCCAGACAUUUAUGCAAACUAUGUUUAUAUGAAAUUAUAUUUUAAAUUAAAAUUAGAAUACUUUUCAAAAAGUUUGUAAAGAAACUAAGAUGGGAAAGUUUGAAUUCUAGUCAAAAUUCUAAAAAAAAAAAGACGUUUUUCAUUCACUACCCCAUGAAUUAUUUUCAAGUCUCUAAAAUUCAGCAUGAUUUAUAUUUAAAAUUAUAUAUUAACCUUAUAAUUAUUAUAUUACAUUUAAAAUUGCAUCUAUAAUAUACAUAUUUCAAAAAGUUUGAUAGUAAAAUUUUCAUUAGAAAAUGGGUUGAAUUCUAGUCAAUAUUCUCAAAAUAGUCAUCAUGUUCCAGACAUUUAUGCAAGCUAUGUUUAUAUAAAAUUAUAUUCUAAAUUAAAAUUAGAAUAUUUUACAAAAAGUUUGUAAAGAAACUAAAGAUGGGAAAGUUUGAAUUCUAGUCCAAAUUCUAAAAGAAAAGACGUUUUUCAUUCACUACCCCAUGAAUUAUUUUCCAAGUCUCAGAAAUUCAGUAUGAUUUAUACUUAAAAUUAUACAUUAACCUUAUAAUUAAUAUAUUACACUUAAAAUUGCAUCUAUAAUAUACAUAUUUCAAAAAGUUUGAUAAUAAAACUUUCAUUGGAGAAUGGGUUGAAUUCUAGUCAAUAUUCUCAAAACAGUUAUCUUUUUCUUAUAUUUACUAUUUGAUUAAUAUAAUGUCCGAUCAACACAGUGAUCUUUAUAUUUAGCAUACUAGCCUGAUAUCCUAAAAUAUUUGCAUAGUAGAAAUUUUAUAAUUUUUAAAAAGAUUUUGUGAUUGACAAAUAGCAAACUCAAAAACCAUAGUUUGUUUUUAAUUGAUAUUUCUCAACUUUCUCAAAAAAAGUUAUUUUUUUAUAAUUUUAACGUGUAAAUAACGUAUCUCAACAACAAGAGACAAACCAUAAUCAUAGCUGCUAUACCAAACAAUAAACAUAUGUCACAAUCUCCAGAAUUAAAAGUUUACUAAUAACUAAAUAAAAGUUUAAAGUUAUAAUUUUUUUAAAUAUAAAUUUAUAUGUAAAUUUAGUUAUUAAUGGGUUAAGUGCUAUCAUAUUUCAACUACUUUUAAAUCGUUCCGCAUUCCUCCAGCUCUGAUAUUUCAAACGCUGUAAGUACGUCUAGGACCAAAGCGACCACCCUCAUCAGAAGGGACCAUGUCAGAAGUAUUUUAACACACGACCACAUUCUAGUGAUUUUAUGCUAGUCCUCAGAGAAUGGACCUUUGUAUACAAAUGUAUAAUUUGCGGUACCUCUUUCAGUGUCAUUUCUGUAUAAAGUACUGUCAUGGAAUUUUUCUUGUUGAUAUAUCAUUGUACAACUUUGUGAUUUACCUUCAUAUUUUGCACAUUGAUACAUAUACUUGCGCUGUUAUAUUUAUAUUUUACUUUAUUUAGGUUACGAGAAAAUA